UAUAAAGAAUUUUGCCAAAAAACUAACAUAAUUCCUAAAAAGUAAAUGUAAUUUAAGCAAAACUGCACAUUCAUAAGUUAAUAUGAAUAGAAACAUCCACAAUAGUAUAAGUUUUACAAAGAAUUCGCCAGAAGUAUCGCAAAGGGACGGAGUUACAUCGACUGAAAACCGCACCAUACCAGAUGACGAACCGUUCGCGACCGACUCAACGCGAAGAAGAAGUAUCGGAGGAAUCCUUAGAUGUGAUGAUACCAUCCUACCCAGGAUCACCAAGAACACUGGAGGGGGCAUUUUCAAUAGAUUCACGAUACUCAGCCGAAGACAUACAUAUGAAAUACAGGAAAGCAAUUGCAUUUCUGCACCACGACCAUGAAUUCUUGGAAGCAGCAGAAUUGGGGGAUCACAAAAAGUUACGAUUUUUAAUCGACCAUAAAGUCGAUAUUCAUUGUAAAGACCACCUUGGACGCAACGCACUGCACUUGGCAGUAUGUACCGGCAAUCGUUACGCAGUGGCAAUGCUUCUCAAUGCUGGGGUUAAUCCCACUAUCAAAGACCACUUGGGCAUGACGCCGCUCUCCUUAUGUCUGAUGAGAAGACCAUCUCUGCGAAUGGCAUCUUUAUUAUUUGAUCAUGGUGCUGUUCUUCUUCCAAGACUAGCUCCUACGGACACGGGUUUGUUCCUGCAGUUCGUUAUGAUGUGCAUACCGACCAAGGAAGAAGAGAGAAUAUUACGUCUUCUAGUACAGAAAGGCGCUCUUGUAAAUGAUCCUGAAGCACCGGGUGGUCGCCAGGCAUUACAUUUUGCUGCUAUGAGUAAUAACACUUGCUUGAUUAACAUACUAAUAGACUUGGGAGCCAAUCUGUUUUGUGUUAAUCACAGAAAUCAAACACCUAAACAGGUCGCUGCGGUAUUUAAUUGUAGACAGGCUUAUGCGCUUUUGGAGCAGUAUGAAAUUCUGCAUGAUCAAAAAUAUAAUCAAAGCCGCAGCGAUACAAGUGCAACCUCUGGAUGUAGCGAUAGUACCACUCAGGAUUAACUACAGGUCAAUGUUAUGUUUCAGUAUAGGUUUUCUGUUUUCACGCGGUUUCACCGCGCGUCCCAGGGAAACUUCGUCACGUACCUGGAUAAAAUAUACGCUGAAGUUAAUCGGGAAAGGUUAAACUUUUCAACAGUGAAAGAAUUUUUCAAAUUGGUUCGGAGGUUUCGGAGCCCUCAUGGUACAAACAAACAAAAAAGUGUUUCCUCUUUAUUAUUAUAUUAGUAUAGUAACAAAUAAUCCAA
Molecule: messenger RNA, 1282 nt
Organism: Helicoverpa armigera (cotton bollworm)
Lineage: Eukaryota; Metazoa; Arthropoda; Insecta; Lepidoptera; Noctuidae
Exons: 5
Coding region: 183-1037 (284 amino acids)
Molecular function (GO): protein binding
Source: RefSeq, a predicted model, not a curated record